AAAUGGCAGACACUCACUUUUUGGCCAGCUUCAGCGGUCUAUCAACCACAAUGAAGCUUGCAGCUGAAGCUGAACCCAAAGUUGGAGCUGUUGCUUGUGCUUGUGUAAUGGAAAAACACUAGCCUGGCUUGGCCUGGCCUGUCCGUUUUGUCCUACUCCGAGGAAAGGUGCUGGCCAUAUAAAAACGCGCUACCCAACCAAACGGAGCCACAUUGCCAGUGCUGCAGUUGAGCAGUCAUCAAGGUUGCAACACCCAUCCCAGCAAAAGGACCCCAGAAAUGGCGCACGUUAAUUUGCAGAUGCCGCUCAUUGCAGCAGCCACAACCAUAUUGACGAUUGUCGGCGCAACAACAAUGGCCCGGAAUGCGCCGCCAUCGAUGAUGGGCACGGGUGUAGCUGCCAGCAGCUAUGGGAACAAUGUGGCAUCAUUUUAUGACAAUCGAUGGCUGCCCAUGAGUCAGCAUCAGUCACAGUCAGCGUCAGCGGUGAGGCAGCAGCAUAAUGGAAAUCAUCAAAGCUACGGCACAGGAGAGCGUCGCAGCCAUCAAGGAGGCGGCUCGUCCUCGUCCUCUGCUUCUGCCUCGUUGGCUGGCCAUGGCCUGACGGCAGUGCUUAAUGGACUCACAAGUCUAUCGGGCUUGGGUCACAUUAGCAACGGGUACGGUUCAGUGGCGCCCACCCACACGGAGGCCCUGGCACUUGGGUCGUCCAAGCACGAGAUACCGAUUUACGAGGAACACAAUGAGGAUGCAGCCGUGGCGGCUGUUGCAGCAUCGGCCCAUGACUAUGGCAGCAGUCUGGAAAACCAUCAGCAUCAGGAGCAGGCGUCUGCUGUUUACAAUUAUCCAGCUGCAUCGCACAAUGGUGGAUUCCUGCCCGCGUUUGGCUACGGAUUCGGCGGCACUGAGCAGGGUUAUGGAUCAUGGGCAUUAUCAUCGCAGGAGGAACAGCAACAGCAGCACCAGCAUGAAUCGCAGCCGUAUGCCUACGAGAAAAUUUCAAUGGGAAAUUUCCUGCCACAUUAUGAGCAGAAUUCCGGCUAUGAUGAGCAGCAGCAGCAGCAGGAGCAGCUCUACCAGCACCAGCAGCAGCAACAGCAGCAACACCAAGAGCAGCACUCCUCCUACUUUAGUCCCCACGGAGAGACAUCCGCCUCUGGCGCGGCAUCGUCAUCGGCAUCAUCUGCAUCGAGCGGAUCUGGCGAUGACUUUGAGGAGCAUCCCGGAGAUGGCCAGGAGCAGGGCUCCAACUACUUGGCUGAGUCGCCAAGUGGUGGUCACGGUGGCCAGGGGGGUCACUCGCAUCACUCGCAUCAUGUGGAUAUCAUCAACUAUGUGCCAGUGAAGCAUGUGAAGAAGCAGCAUGUGCCCGUGGAGAAGCCCGUCAAGAUACCCAUUUCCCAUGCAGUCAUCAUACCCGUACGCAAGCCUGUGCCCAUCCACAUACCAAUCACCAAGACCAUACAGGUGCCCUACGAGAAGGAGCUGAAGGUGCCCGUGGAGCGUGUGGUGCCGGUGCCCGUGGAGAAACACAUACCCAUACCCGUGGAGAAGCAUGUGCCCUACCAUGUGGUCAAGUACGUGCCCAUUAAGGUGCCCAAGCCAUUCCCCGUGAAGGUGCCCGUCUUCAAGACAGUCCUGCACAAGGUCAAGAGCUGGUGGUAGGAUCUACAUAAAUGAAUCUCUAUCUCUACACUCAUUUGGAUUCAGUGCACACGUUUAUUUUGUUAUAAUUAUAAGCACAUUACGCAUCCCAUUCCAUUCCCUUUCCCUUUCCCAGCCCACAUUUAGCAACCAAAGCGAACAACGUUAUGCAGUUUUGAGCACUGCACUGCACAGCACAGUACAUUUCGUAUUCCAUUUUCAAUGCCGUUUUGAGUUUUAAAAUUCAUUUAAUCCUCGUGACGUUCAACAAUUUUGUGACUCAUUUAACAUUACAACAAUUUGCAUUAAAAUACAAACACGAACGGAAACAGAA
Messenger RNA from Drosophila obscura, 1977 nucleotides. Its product is annotated as mediator of RNA polymerase II transcription subunit 12. The record is from RefSeq and is a predicted model, not a curated record. NCBI's taxonomy places the organism in Eukaryota, Metazoa, Arthropoda, Insecta, Diptera, Drosophilidae. The transcript is spliced from 2 exons. The coding region runs from base 279 to 1664 and encodes 461 amino acids.